Soboliphyme baturini is the source of this 219-nucleotide messenger RNA. NCBI's taxonomy places the organism in Eukaryota, Metazoa, Nematoda, Enoplea, Dioctophymatida, Soboliphymatidae. The record is from the annotation of a GenBank genome assembly.
AUGCGCGAUUUGUGCAAUGCAAUUAGUGACCACUGUAAACAGCUGACGUCUCGGAUCGAUGCAGUUCUAGCCCUAGAAUCUCGAGGCUUCCUUUUCGGACCUCAGGUUGCCAUGAAUCUUAAGGUGCCAUUUGUUCCUGUUCGCAAGAAGGGGAAGCUACCCGGAGCGGUGCUUUGCGCCAGUUACGCCAAAGAGUAUGGCUUUGUAAGUGAAUUUUGA